Messenger RNA from Erinaceus europaeus (western European hedgehog), 3635 nucleotides. RefSeq names its product contactin associated protein 2 (gene CNTNAP2). NCBI's taxonomy places the organism in Eukaryota, Metazoa, Chordata, Mammalia, Eulipotyphla, Erinaceidae. The transcript has 22 exons. The record is from RefSeq and is a predicted model, not a curated record. The coding region runs from base 117 to 3635 and encodes 1172 amino acids.
CCGCCGGCGCAGGGAGGACAGCCCAUCAGCCUGCUUGGGAGAACCCCACGGAGCCGCGGACCCGCACCUCUGCGCAGCCGGCUAGGGGAGGACGGCGGCGAGCUCCAGGGCGCAGGAUGGCGGUGGCCCCGCGAGCCGGCUGCGGGGCAGCGCUGUGGCUGUGGAUCGUCAGCGGCUGCCUCUGCAGAGCCUGGACGGCGCCCUCCGCGUCCCAAAAGUGUGAUGAGCCACUGGUGUCUGGACUACCUCAUGUGGCUUUCAGCAGCUCCUCCUCAAUGUCGGGAAGCUAUUCUCCUGGCUAUGCCAAGAUCAACAAGAGAGGGGGUGCAGGAGGGUGGUCUCCAUCAGAUAGUGACCACUACCAGUGGCUUCAGGUUGACUUCGGCAAUCGCAAGCAGAUCAGUGCUGUCGCCACUCAAGGAAGAUACAGCAGCUCAGAUUGGGUGACCCAAUAUCGCAUGCUCUACAGUGACACUGGGAGAAAUUGGAAACCCUAUCAUCAGGAUGGAAAUAUCUGGGCAUUUCCUGGGAACAAGAACUCAGACAGCGUGGUUCGACACGACUUCCAGCACCCGGUCAUUGCGCGCUACCUGCGCAUCGUGCCCCUGGACUGGAAUGCGGAGGGUCGCAUCGGGCUGCGUGUGGAGGUCUACGGCUGUGCCUAUUGGGCUGAUGUCAUCAACUUCGACGGCCAUGUUGUGUUACCCUAUAGAUUUCGAAAUAAGAAGAUGAAAACCCUGAAAGAUGUCAUCUCCUUGAAAUUCAAAACCUCAGAAAGUGAAGGGGUCAUCCUGCAGGGAGAAGGCCAACAGGGGGACUACAUCACCCUGGAGCUGGAAAAAGCCAAGCUGGUCUUUAGUCUCAACCUAGGCAGCAACCAGCUUGGCCCCAUCUAUGGCCACACAUCUGUGAUGACCGGAAGUCUGCUGGAUGACCACCACUGGCACUCUGUGCUCAUUGAGCGUCAGGGCAGGAGCAUCAACCUGACGUUAGACCGCAGCACUCAGCACUUCCGCACCAAUGGAGAGUUCGACUACCUGGAUCUGGACUAUGAGAUAACAUUUGGGGGCAUACCUUUCUCUGGAAAGCCAAGUUCCAGCAUCAGAAAGAAUUUCAAAGGCUGUAUGGAAAGCAUUAACUACAAUGGUGUCAAUAUAACAGACCUUGCCAGAAGGAAGAAACUAGAGCCUUCAAAUGUGGGAAACCUGAGCUUCUCAUGCGUGGAGCCCUACACCGUGCCUGUCUUCUUCAAUGCCACCAGUUACCUGGAGGUGCCAGGCCGCCCUGAGCAGGACCUGCUUUCUGUCAGUUUCCAAUUCAGGACCUGGAAUCCCAAUGGUCUCCUGCUCUUCAGUCACUUUGCAGAGAAUCUGGGCAGCGUGGAGGUGGGCCUCGUGGAGAGCAAAGUGGCCGUUCAUGUUCAUGUCAACAUCACGCAGACCAAGAUGAGCCCCAUCGAGAUCUCUUCAGGUUCUGGGUUGAAUGAUGGACAGUGGCAUGAAGUUCGUUUCCUGGCCAAGGAAAAUUUUGCUAUCCUCACUAUUGAUGGGGAUGAGGCGUCAGCAGUUCGAACAAAUAGUCCCCUUCAAGUGAGAACUGGAGAGAAGUACUUCUUUGGAGGUUUUCGGAACCAGAUGAGUAACUCCAGUCACUCUGUCCUUCAGUCAUCCUUCCAAGGGUGCAUGCAGCUCAUCCAAGUGGACGAUCAGCUGGUCAAUCUGUACGAGGUGGCCCAGAGGAGGCCAGGAAGUUUCGCAAAUGUCAGCAUCGACAUGUGCGCCAUCAUAGACAGAUGUGUGCCCAAUCACUGCGAGCAUGGUGGGAAAUGCUCACAGACCUGGGACAGCUUCAAGUGCACGUGUGAUGAGACCGGAUACACGGGAGCCACCUGCCACAACUCCAUCUAUGAGCCUUCUUGUGAGGCAUACAAACACCUGGGCCAGACAUCCAAUUAUUACUGGAUAGAUCCGGAUGGCAGUGGGCCCCUGGGGCCUCUGAAAGUCUACUGCAACAUGACAGAGGACAAAGUAUGGACCAUCGUCUCCCAUGACCUGCAGAUGCAGACCACGGUGGUGGGCUACCACCCUGAGAAAUACUCGGUGACCCAGCUCAUCUACAGCGCCUCCAUGGACCAGGUCAACGCCAUCACCGGCAGCGCCGAGUACUGCGAGCAGUAUGUCUCCUACUUCUGCAAGAUGUCGCGGCUGUUAAACACCCCAGAUGGCAGCCCUUACACCUGGUGGGUUGGCAAAGCCAACGAGAAGCACUACUACUGGGGAGGCUCUACACCUGGCAUCCAGAAAUGCGCCUGUGGCAUUGAACGCAACUGCACCGACCCCAAGUACUACUGCAACUGUGAUGCAGACUACAAGCAGUGGAGGAAAGACGCCGGUUUCCUGUCCUACAAAGAUCACCUGCCUGUGAACCAGGUGGUGGUGGGAGACACCGAUCGCCAAGGUUCGGAGGCCAAGCUGAGCGUGGGGCCCCUGCGCUGCCAAGGAGACAAAAACUAUUGGAACGCUGCCUCCUUCCCAAACCCAUCUUCCUAUCUGCAUUUCUCAACUUUCCAAGGGGAAACCAGUGCCGACAUUUCUUUCUACUUCAAAACCCUCAUCCCCCGGGGAGUGUUCCUUGAGAACCUGGGAAACACAGACUUCAUCAAACUCGAGCUGAAAUCUGCCAUGGAAGUUGCCUUCUCCUUUGACGUCGGGAACGGUCCAGUGGAGAUCGUGGUGCGGUCACCCUCCCCCCUCAAUGAUGACCAGUGGCACCGGGUGACCGCGGAGAGGAACGUGAAGCAGGCCAGCCUGCAGGUGGACCGGCUCCCACAGCAGGUUCGCGAGGCCCCCACAGAAGGGCACACACGCCUUGAGCUCUACAGCCAGCUGUUCGUGGGUGGUGCUGGCGGCCAGCAGGGCUUUCUGGGCUGCAUUCGCUCCCUGAGGAUGAACGGGGUCACCCUGGACUUGGAGGAAAGGGCAAAGGUCACGUCUGGCUUCAAGUCGGGGUGCUCGGGCCACUGCACCAGCUAUGGAAGCAACUGCGAGAACGGAGGCAAGUGCGUGGAGAAAUACCACGGCUACUCCUGCGACUGCUCCCACACGGCCUACGACGGCACCUUCUGCAACAAAGAUGUGGGCGCUUUCUUUGAAGAGGGAAUGUGGCUUCGGUACAACUUCCAGGCCUCAGGGAGCACGGGCACCAAGGAUGUAGGCGGGCGGAUGGAGCCCUCCCCCGAUCAGCAGAGUCCAUCUCCAGACCUGGCCCAUGAGGAGAUCCACUUCAGCUUCAGCACCACCAGGGCACCUUGCAUCCUGCUCUACGUCAGCUCCUUCACCACCGACUUCCUGGCUGUGCUUGUCAAACCCACAGGGAGCCUGCAGGUGCGGUACAGCCUGGGAGGCACGCGGGAGCCCUUCAACCUCGACGUGGAGCACAGGAACAUGGCCAACGGGCAGCCCCACAGCGUGAACAUCACCCGCCGGGAGAGGACCAUCCUGCUCAAGCUGGAUCACUACCCUCCUGUCAGCUACCACCUGCCCAGCUCCUCCGACACGCUCUUCAAUUCUCCCAAGUCGCUCUUCCUGGGGAAAGUGAUUGAGAAGAAGGAAGAAGAGGUGUAUCCUCCUGAUUGA